Messenger RNA from Priapulus caudatus, 845 nucleotides. RefSeq names its product myocilin-like. The record is from RefSeq and is a predicted model, not a curated record. Bases 1 to 840 code for a protein of 279 amino acids. The transcript has 4 exons. Gene Ontology annotation, biological process: signal transduction. NCBI's taxonomy places the organism in Eukaryota, Metazoa, Priapulida, Priapulimorpha, Priapulimorphida, Priapulidae.
AUGGUUGGUCGCCGCGCAGACACGCUGGCAGAGGAAUCCUGCGAAAUGCUCAAAUGUCACCCGCCGGCACGUCACGUCCGGCAGAACAAAGCUUUGCAUUCACACUUCUCACAUCUGUUCCGUUUUCUCGCAGCCCUCAACGAGACCAAAAAAAUCUACGGCAUUUCGCACAUUUCUGUUGCAGAAUUUACAAACCAUAUAGACAAGUGGACGAUUCUUAUAUGUGAUACAUCGUACGCUGGAGCUAUUAAGCUCCUAAAUUUAGCAGAUCUAGGUUCAAGAUUAGGUUAUUGCAAGGAGCAAAACGCAUUCCACGUCACUGAAAGCAGCCAAUCGGACCUCGUGCCAGAUUUCUUUCACGGAGCCCAUAAUAUUUCGGUGCCAGUAAACUGUGGAAAGGAAAAGCUAUCAUCCAUCUCCGAGCCGUGGACGCAUAGGUGGAUGGGAACUGCCAGUGCGACUACCUACGGAGCUUGGUUCAAAGACCCGCUGCCAGCACCGGACAGCGAGAACAAAAUAUACUUCGUCUCAAAUCCCACUAAUCAGAAGUCGCUGUACGAGUACGCAAACUACACGGACUUUAUAUCGAACCGGCGCCGCCUCGUGCAUACGCUCACGAACGCGUACGGCGGAACGGGCUUUGCCGUUUACAAUAACUCCUUUUACUACUCGGGCUCCAAUUUGCAUUUUAGUACUCGCUCAAAUUUGCGUCGCAGCCCGGGGCUGGUUCGGAAAUUCCAGUGGCCGACUAGAAUGACAAUGAACGCCUGUCACGCUGUAGACGAGUUAUUUCUCUUUCUUCGGAAUAGUUCGUUGAAAUGUUCACAAACAUUUCAUUAAAUUUC